This is a messenger RNA of Penicillium daleae, 1722 nucleotides long. Its product is annotated as putative C6 transcription factor RosA-like. The transcript is spliced from 4 exons. Gene Ontology annotation, molecular function: DNA-binding transcription factor activity, RNA polymerase II-specific; zinc ion binding. Lineage: Eukaryota; Fungi; Ascomycota; Eurotiomycetes; Eurotiales; Aspergillaceae. The record is from RefSeq and is a predicted model, not a curated record. Bases 1 to 1722 code for a protein of 573 amino acids. Gene Ontology annotation, biological process: regulation of transcription by RNA polymerase II.
AUGGCCGGUCCAGGUGGUGGCCCUCCCCGCAAGAGCCAUACCAAGUCGAGGAAUGGAUGCAAGACGUGCAAGCGAAGACACAUUCGCUGUGAUGAGACCUUCCCACAAUGUCGCAAUUGCACCAAGCACAACUGUCGCUGUGACUAUCAAGAUGUAGCCGCGGCACGAGGCAGUCCUCCCGCCUCACGGCGCGGCCCAGAUCUUCUUAUGUCUCCCGAAAUCGAAAUGGAGAUUGAAAAUUGGCACAGGACUGGUCUCACGCCAUAUCCAGAGCUUGCUGGAUGCCCUCCUUCUGGCUGGUCUGGUCUGUCUCGAUCAGAUUUGCGCCUGGUUCACCACCUCAUCGGGCUUUCCAUCGACUUACAUCGACGAGGCCUCAGUAAUUGCACAGUGUGGGCGCAGAUGUUGCCUAGUUUCCUGGGUGUUGCGCUGUCAAACGAUUUCGUCAUGAGCGCCCUUCUUUCCCUCUCUGCCUACCAUCUUGCCUAUCUCACGCGAGAUCCCGAAACCAAGCAGCUCGCACUGCACCACAAAGCAGCUGCUUUCAAGGGUCUUCGGACCGCGCUCGGUUAUGCUAUCACCUCUCCUUCCAAGGAUAACGCAGAGGCCAUUGUUUCAGCCCAUGUCUUGCUUUCCUGGCAAGCAACCGAAUAUCAAAGCUGGGUCUCGUUGCAGCAGGGCCUUUCCUCCAUCCUCGAGACUAUGUAUCCAGUCUGGAAGCAGGAGUCAGAGAUUGUACAGUUUGUCGAGAACCAGCGCGCUUUGAGCGCUUCGGAUUUCCCAGUUUCAUUUGACGAGGAUCUGGCACAGCUAGAUCAGACCAUCCAUGCGCUACAGGUUUCCCAGAAGCGAGUCUCACACAACGCAGAGCACUCCCAACGCUUGGGAGAGCUGAUCGACUUUGUACAGAAGUUCCGCAAGGACUUCCCCACGCAGACCCCCGAGCAAGCCUUCGACCGUAUCCAGAUUCUGCGACAAUGGCUCUUCUGGUUACCCCCUUCUCUCCUCCGAAAUGGCGAAUCCGAACUGAACGCCCUCUCUGUCUUGUCUCAAUUCUUCGCCGUUGCAGUCGCUCUCGACCGCUUCUACCCUGAUAUGGGUGGCUCGUACUUGGGAGCUCUAUCUGUUGGAAUCAUCGAGGAAUCAUAUCGCAUUCUCGCCGCACACAACGCUACAGAUCCAUUCAACGCGGAAAUUCGUCUCACUAUGACAUUGAUGGAUUUGCCUCGCCACUGCGUUGCACGAUAUCGCAGCCGUCUGGCCUGGUCUCCACGGCCCUCGGUCGAGCAUUACUCUCCUGGCCCACCAAGUCCCUACCACGGGCUGCACGAAUACUCUCUCCCUUCAUCAUCCUCUCCCGCAUCCGCCUCCCCUUCAUACGCCGCCUACACACCUCCUCUCCAGUCUCCUCCGGCCGUGACAGUCGCCGGAUCUCCCUUCACCCUUGCAGACGGCUACGUUACCGCUGCACCUACUCACACCCUCUAUCCGCCAUCGCCACAACUUCUCGAUGCCCACGAUCCACAGCUAGGCCUGUCGGAGCUAAGCCACUCCAGCUCGAUCUCACAUUCCUCGGCUUUCACACCCCCUUAUGGUGGCGACGUUCUCUGCGCUGAUAUGCCUCGAAAUGAAGGGGCAUUGGGCCUGAACAUGGAAGUUUACCCCCAUUCGCAUGCAUUUGAGAUGCCCGCGAUGGUUGCACCGGAGACUUGCUGGACGUGA